Messenger RNA from Pleuronectes platessa (European plaice), 13692 nucleotides. Its product is annotated as dynein axonemal heavy chain 10. Gene Ontology annotation, biological process: microtubule-based movement. The transcript is spliced from 79 exons. Gene Ontology annotation, molecular function: minus-end-directed microtubule motor activity; ATP hydrolysis activity; dynein light intermediate chain binding. NCBI's taxonomy places the organism in Eukaryota, Metazoa, Chordata, Actinopteri, Pleuronectiformes, Pleuronectidae. The coding region runs from base 1 to 13692 and encodes 4563 amino acids. Gene Ontology annotation, cellular component: dynein complex. The record is from RefSeq and is a predicted model, not a curated record.
AUGGUCCACGACGACUUACGAGUGGAGUGGAUCCGACAGCGAGUGUCCGCCGGCUUCAACUUGGACAAGUGUCCCGAGUGUUUCGACGAGCUGCUGAGCCGAGGGGACGGGGAGGAGGAGCAGAAAAUCAUCCGCUACUUGAACGUGCUGUCCGAGGAAGACUCGCCCUCGUGUCUCCUGUUUUUCAAAAGUAUUCGAGAGGAGGAAGUGGAAGUUCAAAUUCCAGCAGAGAGGAGGAAAGACACUGACCCUUCAGAUGCGGGCAAUAACACCAGGAUUCAAAGAGGCACAGAGAUAACCACAGGCACUGAGGAGAGAGAUGAAGAGAGUCCCAGCCAUAGGACUGAGGCUCAAGUGGUUUAUCACAUUGAGCUUCAUGUGGCAGUCAACAAUUACUUGGAGAGAUUUUUGAAAUCCAGUGUCUUCUACUUUAUCAGGAACACAAAGGAGACCAUUGUUGAGCCACUGGACAUGACUGAAGCCAAUAUCCUGAUGCCCAGGCUGUUUGACAUCGGCAUGCACAGAGGACACCCCCUUCUUGUACUGCGGAACAAACUUGAAAAUAUGUACAUACCUUUGCUUUCUGUGAAGCGGAUGGAGGUAACUGGUGCAGAGGGAGAAGAGGAUAAUUUAGCGAAGUCAAGUCAGCAAGUCAUGAUUCGUGACGAGUUGCUCAACAGGACACACAAGUUUUUGGGACUAAUCAACACAACCCUCCAACACCUUCAGAUUCUAGAUGAGGUCACACUGGACAUGCCGGAGCUUGACCUACGGCCAGAGGUGGAUGUGCUUCUUUCUAAUCCAGAGAUGGUGGAGAAGUUGGAGCAGUGUGUAAUGAACUGGCACACUCAGAUUACCAUUGUUAUUGAGGAGCAGCAAGACAAAAAGCCACAGGCACCGGGCCCUAUGGCUGAGAUAACUUUUUGGCAGGAGCGUGCCUCCAUCCUGAGUGCUCUGUUCAAGCAGCUCAAACCGCCGAUGGUAGGGAAAAUCCUGGAGGUGAUAACCAAAGCAGAUGCAGCCAUCGUUCAGACCCUGGAAGGAACAGUUGCUGAACUUAAUAAAUACCGUGUUGAGUCAGACGAUAAUUUACGUUUCCUCAGCACACUGGAAAGACACUUCAUGAAUCUGGCCUCUGGAGCAAAUUUUGCUGUGAUCCUAGAGACAAUCCCUCAUCUGAUGGACAGCCUGCAAAUUGUGUGGAUAAUCUCUUCUCACUAUAACACAAAUGAACGUAUGGUUCCUCUGAUGGAGCGUAUUGCCUGGCAGCUGUGCGAGCGUGUGUCUCAAGUGAUUGAUGUCAACACAUUGUUCAGAGAUAAGAGGGAAGUGGCAAAAUCCAAGGUGCGUGAUGCUAAACAGGUUCUGGACCGAUGGAAGUCGACCUACUUUGAGGUUCGCGCUGAAAUUGAAGAAUCUGAAAGAGAUCCGAGAUGGGAGUUUGACCGCAAGAGAUUGUUUGAGAGGACUGAUUACAUGGCUUCCAUCUGCCAGGAUCUGAACAAUGUUUUGCAGGUUUUGGAGGAGUUCUAUAACAUCUUUGGUCCAGAGCUGAAAAGUGUGACUGGUGACUACAAACGCAUCGAUGAAGUGCUGUGCAGAGUGGAUGGACUAGUUUUGCCCAUUGAGGGGGUCAAUUUUAAUCCUUUCAACAUGUGUAAGAAGAGCAGCUGGAAAACCAUCAUGAAAGACUUCGACACUACAUCUCAUGCUAUCGAGGGAGAGGCCAUCAACUUCAUUGAUCAGUCUUUUAAGACACUUCGCUCUUCAGCUGCCGGCUUUGACAUGCUCCUGAAAUUCAAGCACAUCCGCUCCAGAGAGGUCAUCAGUAAACAUUUGAUGAGCAAGUUCAGUGACAUACUGGCUCAGUAUUGCAAAGAGGUGGACAACAUACAUGAAAUCUUUAAGGCAAACAAGGAUAAACCACCGCUAAAUAUGGAUGAGCCUCCUGUGGCAGGAGCCAUCAGCUGGGUCCGAUCUCUUUUGUACCGCAUCAAACACACCAUCCUUACCUUCCUGGAGCAGCCAGAGACGCUGGAGAGUACACAGAGCAAAGUGGCCAAGGACAAGUAUGUGCAAAUGGCAAUGCAGUUCAGGGACUAUGAGCUGAAGAAGUAUGAGCACUGGCUGGCAGAGACGGAAAACAGAUUGCCAUUGCUAAUGAAAAAAGCCCUGUUGGUCAUGAUUACCUCUCCAAACCAAAUCCCAGCAGAAUUGGCUGUUUCUAAGGAAGGACGAUUACAGAGGGAUGUGCAAUACCAUGUGAACUUUGCUCCAGAGAUCAGGGAAAUCAUUUCUGAGACAAAACACAUGGAGUUAAUGGGCUUCUCUUUACCUAAUCUAGCUCUAAAUGUCACACUACAGUGGCACAAAUUAUUCAGGUAUGUUGAUGAUCUGAAAAAAAUUGUCAACUGCUACCACUCUGUGAUGGACAGCCUGAGUGAGGCACAGUUCACCAUGUUGGCUCAAGAGAUCAGAGAGGUCAAACAAGUGAUGGAUUUUGGGUGCAAAAGACUCAAGUGGAGUUCCUUGGGUGUUCCUGAAUUCAUCAAACAAGCUCUCCAGGCUGUCACUAAAUUUGAGUCUGUUGUCAAUCAGAUUCAGAACAAUGAGAGAGACAUUGAUUCCAAGCUGCAGUCUAUGGCGAUGACCAACCUGCUUAAAUGUCCAGUCCCGGAUAAAUCUAACAAUUUGCCAGGCAUCAAGGAGUUCUGUGAACAUAUUGAGCAAGAGCGGGCAAAAACUGUGCAUUUGCUGAAUAGGAAGUAUGCUGACAUUGGACCCCUCAUCACUAAAACAGAACACUUGAUCAUGCAAAGCAGCAGUGGCAAAGCCAAAAGUAUGGCAGAUUAUUACAAGCACUGGGAAGGCAAAGUGUUCGACUCCCUUGUAAAGAUGGUGAUGAGGAGCAUUCAGGCCUUCAACAUUGCACUGAUGGGACGUACCACCCUGUUCCAAAUUGAUGCCAUCCUGUCUGCCCCAAAGAUUGUGUUGCAGCCCCAAAGCAAUGAGAUCUACAGGCUGAUCAUGCAAAGCAUCAGAGACUGUGUAGAGAGCACCAAGCAAUUUGUGCGUUGGAUGCAUGGGACCUGCAUUGAGUGUCCUCCGCAACGUGUGGAAGGGGAAGAGGAACUCGUGACAUUUAACUUCUACAGCGAUGUGUGUCAGGAUCCUCAGAUAAAUGAAAGUGCCAUGAAAGUCUCCCAGAAUGUCCAGCAGCUGCUCCUCUCUAUGGAUCAGUACCUGAGCCACUGGAAACGCUAUCGGUCUCUUUGGGAAAAGAAGAAAAUCAUGGUCAAUGAAACAUUUGCAGCCAGAAAACCCUCCUUUGUCAUGUAUGAUGACAAGCUGCAGUUCCUUUCUCAUAUCAGUCAGGAGGUUAUGUUGGAACCCCUAUUUAAGACUGACCACGUCAUCCAUCUCAACCUGGAGCCUCUGGUUCAUACUGUGCAGAAGACUGUUGAGUCCAGGAUCAUUUCACUUGGGAGCCAGCUCAACAUUACUGCCAAAGAGGAUCUCUUCAACUUGAGGGAUGAACUCAUGCAACUCUCUGCGAAGCUGAAACAAAGUCCUGAAACCUUUGAAGACCUGAAGUCUGUCCUUGCUACAAUCUCAGGCAUCAGGGACAUGUCUCUGGAGGUCGAGCUGAGAUUCAGGGACAUCAAGGAAAGAUACAGAACACUGGCAAUGUACAAAGUGGAGGUUGAAGACGAUGAACAUGAGCUGGAGGUCGGAAUUGACCAGAUGUGGAGUGACCUUUUUAAAGAAGCCAGACAAGUGGAUCGAAGUUUGACAGAUGUCAAGAAAUCAUUUACUCAGACUACAAAGGAGAAGAUGGAAGAGUUUACACAGGACUUGUCGAUCUUUGCUGAAAGCUUCAAUAUGCAUGGUCCUCAAGCUGUCGGAGUUGACUUGGACAAAGGAUUGAGCGUUAUGGUAGUAUAUGAGGCAGAGCUUGCCAAGAUAUUGGGAGGACGCCAGGAGCUAACUAAUGCUGAGAAGCUGUUGGACCUACCAAUCACUGUAUACCCAGAGGUUAUUACCAUGCAGAACGAUAUGAAAGGCUUGAGACAAAUAUAUAAUGUGUAUAAAGCUCAGAAGGAUGCAAAGACACAGUGGUCUCAGACCUUGUGGGUGGAUUUAAACAUCCAGCUGCUCCAGGAUGGCAUUGAGGGUUUCAUCAAAAACCUGAUGCAGCUGCCCAAAGAUGUGAGGGCGUUAGCUGUGGCCUCUUUCCUAGAAGGACACAUGAAGGAGUUCAGAGAGUCUCUGCCUCUUCUGCUGGAUUUGAAGAAUGAGGCCAUCAGAGACAGACACUGGAAGGAACUGAUGGAAAGGACCGGCACUAACUUUGAGAUGAACCCUGGCACUUUCACUUUGGAGAACAUGUUUGCUAUGGAGUUGCAUAAACAUGUAAAUGUUAUAGGGGACAUUGUCACCUCUGCUGUGAAAGAGCUCAGUAUUGAGAAGGGAGUGAAGGAGGUGGUGGAGACCUGGGAAAGCAUGAAGUUCAGUGUUCUGCCCUAUUUCAAAGGGACUGAGGAACGUGGGUCUAUUCUUGGUGCAGUGGACGAGAUCCUGCUGAGCCUGGAAAACGAUGCCAUGAACUUACAGAGCAUGGCAGGCAGCCGAUUUGUUGGACACUUCCUUGGCACCAUACAACAAUGGGAAAAAGACCUGUCCCUCAUUUGUGAGACCAUAGAGGUAUUGUUGUUGGUACAACGAAAAUGGAUGUACCUGGAGAGCAUAUUCAUUGGAGGAGAUAUCCGCUCGCAGUUACCAGAAGAAGCCAAGAAAUUUGACAUCAUUGACAAAAAGUUUAAAGAAAUAAUGAGUGACACAGUGAAGAACCCAAACAUUAAACGGUGUUGCCUGGUUCCCAACCGGCUAACAGACCUGCAGGCCCUGAGUGAAGGUCUGGAGAGGUGCCAGAAGAGUCUCAGUGACUACCUGGACUCCAAGCGGAACGUGUUUCCUCGCUUCUUCUUCAUCUCUGAUGAUGAACUGCUCAGCAUUCUGGGGAGUAGUGACCAUGCCUGUGUCCAGGAGCACAUUAUCAAGAUGUAUGACAACAUUGCAUCCCUGAGGUUUGACGUGGACAGCCACGGUGAGACAGUUGCUGGAGCCCUGGUGUCUGCUGAGGGGGAGGUGAUGGAGCUGAGGAAACCUGUCCCAGUGGAGGGCAGAGUGGAGGAAUGGAUGACAGGCAUACUACUGGAGAUGAGGAGGACCAAUAGACUGAUUACAAAAGAAGCAAUCUUCUACUACUGUGAAGACAAGAGCAGGUUGGAUUGGAUGCUGCUGUACCAUGGCAUGGUGGUGCUGGCUGCCAAUCAAGUGUGGUGGACCUGGGAAGUAGAGGACGUCUUUAAAAAUGUCAAGAAAGGAGAGAAAAAUGCACUGAAGAACUAUGCAAAGAAAAUGCACCAGCAGAUUGACGAGCUAGUAGCACGCAUCACACAACCUAUGAAUAAAAAUGACAGACGGAAGUUCAACUCUGUGCUCAUCAUCAACGUACAUGCAAGAGACAUUGUGGACAGCUUUGUUCUUAACAGUAUAAUGGAUGCAAGAGAGUUUGAGUGGGAAAGCCAGCUAAGAUUCUACUGGGUGCAGGAACAAGACGACCUGUUUGUGCGUCAGUGCAGCGCUUCUUUCUCCUACGGGUACGAAUACAUGGGACUGAAUGGGCGAUUGGUUAUAACCCCGCUGACAGACAGGAUCUACCUCACCCUCACCCAGGCUCUCUCCAUGUACCUGGGUGGAGCUCCUGCUGGACCAGCUGGUACAGGGAAGACAGAGUCCACCAAAGAUCUGGCCAAGGCUCUAGGUCUGCUCUGUGUGGUUACAAACUGUGGUGAGGGCAUGGACUACAUGGCAGUGGGUAAGAUCUUGUCUGGCCUUGCCCAGUGUGGAGCCUGGGGCUGCUUCGAUGAGUUCAAUCGUAUCGAUGCCUCUGUGUUGUCAGUCAUCUCCUCCCAAAUCCAGACCAUCCGCAAUGCUCUCAUUCUUCACCUUAAAAGAUUUCAGUUUGAAGGGCAGGAGAUCAGCCUGGAUGGUCGCAUGGGGAUUUUCAUCACCAUGAACCCAGGUUAUGCAGGACGCACAGAGCUGCCAGAAUCAGUGAAAGCCCUCUUCAGGCCUGUGGUGGUCAUUGUGCCUGACCUGCAGCUGAUCUGUGAGAUAAUGCUCUUCUCUGAGGGCUUCCUAAUGGCAAAGGUGCUGGCAAAGAAGAUGACAGUUCUGUAUAAGUUGGCACGUGAACAGCUUUCCAAGCAGUCUCAUUAUGAUUUUGGUCUUCGAGCUCUGAAGUCUGUCCUAGUGAUGGCAGGAGAGCUGAAGAGAGACUCGCCAGAGAUCAAUGAGGAUGUGGUGUUGAUGCGUGCUCUCCGGGACAUGAACCUUCCAAAGUUUGUGUUUGAGGACGUGCCUCUUUUUCUCGGGCUGAUCUCAGACCUGUUCCCUCAGCUGGAUUGCCCUCGUGUUUGCUAUCCCAGCUUGAACGACGCUGUGGAACACAUUCUGCAUGAAAGCAAAUAUGUCAUAAUAUCUAAUCAGGUGGAUAAAGUGGUGCAGAUCUAUGAGACAAUGAUGACCAGACACACUACUAUGAUUGUGGGACCAACAGGUGGAGGGAAAUCAGUUGUCAUCAGCACAUUAUGUCAAGCUCAGACCAAACUGGGAUUACAAACAAAGAUGUAUCCACUGAACCCUAAAGCCAUGAGUGUCAUUGAACUUUACGGUAUUCUGGAUCCUGACACUCGAGACUGGACAGAUGGGAUCUUAUCCAACAUCUUUCGUGACAUCAACAAACCCACUGACAAAGAAGAGCGAAGGUACAUCCUGUUUGACGGUGAUGUGGAUGCUCUGUGGGUCGAGAAUAUGAACUCAGUGAUGGAUGACAACAAGCUCCUCACGCUGGCCAAUGGAGAGAGGAUCCGUUUACAGAAUCACUGCGCUCUGCUCUUCGAGGUGGGAGAUUUGCAAUUCGCUUCCCCUGCUACUGUUUCCCGCUGUGGAAUGGUUUAUGUUGACCCUAAAAACCUGCGAUACACCCCUUACUGGCAGAGAUGGCUGAACAACAGACCUGAAAAGGAACAAGAAGUUCUAAACAAACUGUUUGAGAAAUAUGUGCACGGCUGCAUUGAAAUGAUUGUGGAUGGUAUUGUUGAUGGGAAACAAGGCGAGAAACUGAAGACUGUUGUCCCACAGACAGAUCUAAACAUGGUGACUCAGCUGUGCUUGACACUGGAUGCACUGCUUGAGAGUGAAAGCAGCAGAGGUGAAGUCCUGGAGUGUUACUUCCUGGAAGCUCUGUACUGCUCACUCGGGGCCACAUUGCUGGAGAGUGGCAGGAUCAAGUUUGAUGAGUUAAUCAGGACAAUUUCCUGCUUAACUGUCGUACACGACGAGAAAACCCUGGCAGGACCUGGUGAGAUCCCAGGAUACCUGGAGACAUUGUAUGAUUUUCAUUUUGAUGGCACAGAGGAGAAGUGGGUUCCCUGGAGUUCCCUGGUCACCAAAUACAUUCACAACCCUGAAAGGAAAUUUUCUGAUAUACUAGUGCCAACUGUCGACACCACAAAGGCCAGCUGGAUCCUAGAGCAGAUGGUGAAAAUAAAAAGGCCGGUGCUUCUGGUUGGCGAGUCUGGCACUUCUAAGACUGCCACCAUUCAUAACUUCCUCAAGAAUCUCAAUUCAGAAAAAAAGAUUACUCUGAUCAUCAACUUCUCAUCCAGAACGACUUCAAUGGACGUGCAGAGGAACCUAGAGGCCAGUGUGGAGAAAAGGACCAAAGAGAUCUACGGACCUCCUGUGGGAAAGAGACUGCUGAUCUUUAUGGAUGACAUGAAUAUGCCAAAGGUGGAUAAUUAUAACACACAGCAGCCAAUCGCACUUCUGAAGCUGUUAUUGGAUCGUGGAGGCAUGUAUGACCGAGGGAAUCAGCUGAACUACAAACUCCUGAAAGACCUAGGCUUUGUUGCUUCCAUGGGAAAAGCAGGGGGUGGGAGGAACGAGGUGGAUCCUCGCUUCAUCUCGCUCUUCAGUGUCUUCAGCAUCCCCUUCCCUGCUGUGGAGUCACUCAACCUUAUAUAUGCUUCUAUUCUCAAAGGCCACACCAGACUGUUUGAGGAGGCCAUACAGAAGGUGUGUGAUAAAGUCACGUUCUGCACACUGGAACUUUACAACAGCAUCAUCAAAGAUUUGCCUCCCACUCCGUCCAAGUUCCACUACAUCUUCAACCUGAGGGACCUGUCACGGGUCUACAAUGGACUAACGCUCACCAAACCAGACAGGUUUUUGACUGUCACUCAGUUUGUGCGAGUCUGGAGGAACGAGUGCCUGAGAAUCUUUCAUGACAGACUCAUUGAUGAGACUGACAAAGCCUUGGUACAAGGCCACAUAAAGAAGCUGGUUGAGGAGCAUUUUAAGUCCGAUUUUGAAGCCGUCAUCAAGGACCCUAUUCUUUUUGGAGACUACAAGACAGCCCUCAGUGAGACUGAACCAAGAGUCUAUGAGGACAUUCAUGACUAUGAUGCUUCGAAAGCCCUGUUUCAGGAAAUUUUAGAGGAAUACAAUGAGAACAAGUCGAGAAUGAAUCUAGUUCUGUUUGAUGACGCUCUGGAACAUCUUACCCGGGUGCACCGCAUUAUCCGUGUCCCUAGAGGCCAUGCACUGCUUGUUGGCGUUGGGGGCUCUGGCAAGCAGUCCCUGACCAAGCUUGCUGCUUUUACUGCUGGAUGUGAGGUAUUUGAGAUAAUAUUAAGCAGAGGAUACAGUGAGUCAAACCUCCGUGAAGACCUGAAAACACUGUACUUGAAGCUCGGCAUUGAGAAUAAGAAGAUAGUGUUCCUCUUUACUGAUUCCCAUGUUGCUGAGGAGGUCUUCUUGGAGCUCAUCAACAACAUGCUGACUUCAGGCAUCGUUCCUGCAUUGUUCCCUGAUGAUGAGAAGGAUUCAAUUGUCAACCAGCUUCGAGACGAGGCUCUUAAGAUGGGAGUAGGUCCUUCGAAAGAAAGUUUGUGGCAGUUCUUUGUCAACAAGAGUGCCAACAACCUGCACAUUGUUUUAGGCAUGUCCCCAGUGGGAGACACCUUGAGGACACGCUGCAGGAACUUCCCAGGACUGAUGAACAACACUGUGAUAGACUGGUUUCUGCCAUGGCCUCCACAGGCCUUACUUGCAGUUGCUCAGUCUUUCCUUGGUGAGAGUCCCAUGAUUCCUCAGGUGCACUCUGCAGACGUGAUAGAUCAUGUAUGCAUGGUCCAUUCUUCUGUUGGGGAAUACAGCAAGCUCUUUCUGCAGAAACUCAGGCGGAGUAACUACGUUACUCCAAAGAACUACCUGGACUUCAUUAACACCUAUUCUAAACUCUUGGAGGAAAACGACCAGUAUAUCCUGGCACAGUGCAAGCACUUAGAGGGAGGUCUGGAUAAACUAAAAGAGGCCAGUGAGCAGCUAGCUGAGCUGAAUGUGAAGCUAGCAGUGCAGAAGGUGGUCCUUGCUGAGAAGUCAAUAGCUUGUGAAACCCUGCUGAAUGAGAUUGUCACUAACACCACAGUAGCUGAGGAGAAAAAGAAGUUGGCAGAAGACAAAGCCGAAGAGAUUGAAGAGCAAAACAAAGUAAUCGCUGUUGAGAAGAAAGAAGCUGAAAGUUCCCUUGCUGAAGCUCUGCCAGCGUUAGCGGCGGCCCGCAACGCUCUUCAGGACCUCGAAAAAUCUGAUGUCACAGAGAUCAGAUCUUUUGCCAAGCCUCCCAAACAGGUGCAGAUGGUUUGUGAGUGCAUCUUGGUGCUGCGUGGCCACAAGGAGAUCAGUUGGCAGGCAGCUAAGGGGAUGAUGUCAGAGGCUAACUUCCUGCGUUCACUGAUGGAGAUGGACUGUGAUUCCAUAAGUAACGGUCAGCUUAGGACUGUCAAAGGCUUCCUGAAAAACCUCCAUACAAGCUUUGAGGAGAUGCAGGCUAUCAGUAGAGCUGGCUCAGGAAUGCUCAAGUUUGUUGAGGCCACCAUGGGUUUCUGUGAGGUCGCCAAGGAGAUAAAACCUAAGAGAGAGAAGGUGGCACUUCUAGAGAAGAACUUCUUUCAGAGUAAGAAGGAGCUGGAAAGCAUUCAGAGUGAGCUCAGCAAUAUCCAGAAAGAGUUGCAGGCUCUUGGAGAUAAGUAUCAAGCUGCUAUUGAGGAGAAACAGCUGCUUCAAGAGGAGGCUGAAGUCAUGGAGAGGAGGCUGAUAUCAGCUGACAAACUCAUCACCGGCCUGAGCUCUGAGAAUGAACGGUGGACGCAAGAUUUAGAGGAGUUGAAGCAGAGGCGCGUGCGUCUCCUUGGUGACUGUCUGAUCUCUGCUGCUUUCCUGAGCUAUGAAGGCGCCUUCAGCUGGGACUUCAGGAAUGAGAUGGUUUACCAAGUAUGGGUUAAGGAUGUGGAAGAGAGAGGCAUCCCCUUGAGCCAGCCUUUCAAAGUGGAAAGCCUUCUUACUGAUGAAGUAGAAAUCAGCAGAUGGGGAUCUGAGGGCUUGCCUCCAGAUGAGCUGUCAGUGCAGAACGGGAUCCUCACAACCAGAGGGAGCCGAUUUCCCAUGUGUAUUGAUCCUCAACAGCAAGCCCUCUCCUGGAUCAAGAAGAAAGAAGAAAACAACCAACUCAAGAUCUCAUCUUUCAAUGAUCCAGACUUCCUGAAGCAGCUAGAGAUGGCCGUCAAAUAUGGUUUCCCAUUCCUUUUCCAAGAUGUGGACGAGUACAUUGACCCUGUGAUCGACAAUGUCCUGGAGAAGAAUGUCAAAGGAGCAGAGGGCAGACAGGUCAUCAUGCUUGGUGACAAGGAAGUGGACUAUGAUCCCAACUUUAAACUUUAUCUCAACACCAAACUGGCAAACCCCAAAUAUAACCCAUCAGUGUUUGGAAAAGCUAUGGUCAUUAACUAUACUGUGACCCUAAAGGGUCUGGAGGACCAGCUGCUGAGUGUAAUCAUGGGCUUUGAGAAGAAGGAGCUGGAGGAGCAGCGUGAGAGUUUGAUCCAGGAAACAAGCAACAAUAAGAAGCUGCUAAAGAACCUUGGGGACUCCUUGCUCAGAGAGCUGUCCUUGUGUACAGGCAACAUACUGGAUAACACUGAGCUGGUUUGCACACUGGAGAAAACAAAGUCAAAAGCCAGUGAGGUAUUUGAGAAACUCCAGUUGGCUGUGAAGACAUCUGUGGACGUUGAUAAACUCAGAGACGGCUACCGACCAGCAGCCAAGCGUGGUGCUAUCCUGUUCUUUGUGCUGACAGAAAUGGCUCUGGUGAACAGCAUGUACCAGUACUCUCUGGCCUCCUACCUGGAACUGUUUGACUUUUCACUGCGCAAAGCUCUGCCAGACUCUGUCCUGCCCCUGAGACUGAAGAACAUCAUAAACACUCUGACAUACAGUGUUUAUAACUAUGGCUGCACAGGUCUGUUUGAGAGACACAAGCUGCUAUUUUCCUUCAACAUGACCAUCAAGAUCGAGCAGGCAGAAGGGAGAGCUGUUCAGGAAGAGCUUGAGUUCUUCAUCAAGGGUAAUCUAUCCCUGGAAAAGAGCAACUGCAAAAAGCCCUGUGACUGGCUCCAAGACCAGGGCUGGGAAGACAUCGUGAAACUCGCAGAGCUCUUUCCUGAACAGUUUGGUUCUCUGCCUGAUGACGUGGAGAAAAAAUCUGCUGACUGGAAGUCUUGGUAUGACUUGGAUGGACCAGAACAGGCUCUGUUCCCCAUGAAAUAUCAGGCAAGCCUGUCAGCCUUUCAGAAGCUGCUGUUGCUGCGCUGCUUCCGUGUUGACAGAGUCUACAGAGCUGUGACCGACUACGUCACUGUCACUAUGGGCAAGAAGUAUGUCCAGCCGCCUGUGAUCAACUUUGAUGCAAUCUAUGAACAGAGUACACCUUCCUCCCCCAUUAUCUUCACCCUGAGUCCUGGCUCUGACCCAGCCGGUGACCUGAUGAAACUAGCUGACAGGUCAGGCUUUGGAGGCAGCAAGUUCAAGUUCCUUGCUAUGGGCCAAGGCCAAGAGAAGGUUGCACUGCAGUUGCUGGAGAAUGCAGCCUCCCGUGGUCAGUGGUUGAUGCUACAGAAUUGCCACCUGCUGGUGAAAUGGCUGAAGGAUCUAGAGAAGUCCCUAGAGAGGAUCACCAAGCCCAAUCCCAACUUCCGCUUGUGGAUCACCACCAACCCCAUUCAGGAUUUCCCCAUUGGCAUACUGCAAAAGUCACUAAAGGUGGUGACGGAGCCUCCCAAUGGACUCAAGCUCAACUUGAGAUCCACGUUCUCCAAAAUCUCCAAUGAGACCUUGACCCAAUGCCCACACCCUGCCUUCCGUAGCUUGUUGUAUGUGCUGGCCUUCUUCCAUGCUGUGGUGCAGGAGAGACGCAAGUACGGCAAGAUUGGCUGGAACGUCUCCUACGAAUUCAACGAUUCUGAUUUCUUUGUGUGUGUGGAGAUCAUGAAUACCUACCUGACCAAGUCUCACAACCAGGGAGACAGCAACAUUCCCUGGGGAAGUCUUAAAUACCUCAUUGGGGAGGUCAUGUAUGGGGGACGAGCCAUAGAUAGCUUUGACCGCAGGAUCCUGAGCGUGUACAUGGAUGAGUACCUCGGAGAUUUCCUCUUCUACACCUUCCGCCGCUUCCACUUCUUUGAAAACAAGGAUGUGGAUUACAAGAUCCCUCCAAACGGUCCCAAGACAAUAUAUGUUGAUGAGAUUGAGACGCUGCCAUUGGCAAAUACGCCAGAGGUGUUGGGCCUUCAUUCUAAUGCAGAGAUAGGAUACUACACACAAGCAGCUAAAGACAUGUGGACCCACCUAAUAUACUUGCAGCCUCAGACAGGUGAGUCUGGUGGAGGCAUCAGUCGGGAUCAAUACAUCAGCCAGGUGGCCCAGGACAUUCAGAGUAGGCUCCCACAGUUAUACGACAUGGACGUGAUUCGUAAAAAGAUUGGCCAGGAUAUUUCCCCGACGUCAGUGGUGCUGCUUCAGGAACUAGAACGCUUCAACAAACUGGUGGUCCGCAUGCAGCGCUCCCUGGCUGAGCUGCAGAGGGCUUUGGCUGGUGAGGUGGGUAUGAGCAGUGAGUUGGAUGAAGUCGCUCAGUCCCUUUUUAAUGGACACAUUCCUGCCAUGUGGAAGAAGUUGGCACCUGAUACACUCAAGUCACUUGGCAACUGGAUGAGCCACUUCAGGAGGCGUUAUGAACAGUACAGCCACUGGGUGGAUGAGGGAGAGCCCAAGGUAAUGUGGCUAUCAGGACUUCAUAUCCCAGAGUCCUACCUGACUGCCAUGGUCCAAGCUUCAUGCAGGAAAAAUGGUUGGCCUCUGGAUCUUUCCACCCUGUACACACAAGUGACUCAGUACCGCAGCGAGGAAGAAGUCAGUGACAGACCUGGACAAGGCUGUUUUUUGUCCGGCCUGUAUCUGGAGGGAGCAGACUGGGACAUGGAGAAGGGCUGCCUGGUGAGGAGUAAACCAAAGGUUCUGGUUACUGAACUGCCCAUUCUCAAAGUCAUACCCAUAGAGGCACGCCAACUCAGGUUACAGGAUACGCUACGAACACCAGUGUACACCACGUCCUUGCGGAGGAAUGCGAUGGGCCUGGGGUUGGUGUUUGAGGCCGACCUGUUCACCACCAUUGACACCUCCCACUGGGUUCUCCAGGGAGUCUGUUUAUACCUCAAUGCAGACUAA